GCGGCAAGGUGAACUGUAUUUGUUGUAUGCUGUUUUUUCCUAAAUUUUUAACCCUGAAAUUGAAAAAGAGCAUAUUAUUUUAACAUGAAGAUUGCAAUAGAAGGCUGUGCUCAUGGAGCGCUUGAUAAAAUCUACGAGACGUUGUCUUUUCUUCAAGAAAAAGAAGGAAUCAAAGUUGAUCUUCUGCUGUGCUGCGGAGACUUUCAAGCAGUUCGAAAUCGACAAGAUCUACAAUGCAUGGCUGUUCCUCCAAAAUACCGYCAUAUUGAGUCUUUCUACAAGUAUUAUUCAGGAGAAAAAGUAGCACCAGUUUUAACUGUUUUUAUUGGCGGGAACCAUGAGGCAAGCAAUCACCUGUGGGARCUACCCCACGGGGGCUGGGUUGCACCAAAUAUUUACUAUCUAGGGUAUAGUGGGGUUGUUAAUUAUGGUGGCUUUCGAAUUGCUGGACUUUCUGGUAUCUACAAGUCACAUGACUAUCACAAGGGGCAUUUCGAAUCACCACCUUAUGACAAUGGCACUAUGCGAAGUGCUUAYCAUAUAAGGUCUUUUGAUGUCUUUAAGCUAAAACUACUAUCCAAGCCAUUGGACAUCRUCAUGUCACAUGACUGGCCACUUGGAGUGUAUCACMAUGGUGAUCUAGAUGAGCUUUUUAAGUUCAAAGAGUUCCUCAAAGAAGAAGUYGAGAGCAAUACUCUUGGAAGCCCUCCAGCUARAGAAAUACUGGACGUGUUACAACCAGCUUACUGGUUCUCUGCCCAUUUGCAUGUCAAAUUCCCAGCAUUAGUCCCACAUUCAUCAGAGAGUAAUGAAGUUAACUACACAAAGUUUCUUGCUCUUGAUAAGUGUCUGCCACGUCGUGAUUUUUUACAGGUAUUGGAYCUYGGACCUGCAAAAGGACCAGAGAAGCUUUGYUAUGACCCUGAGUGGCURGCYAUCACAAAACUAACAGAUUCAUUGGUGAAUAUAAGUCAUAAUCGCACAGUUUUACCAAUAACUGAGGAUGAAAUUGAAAGAUACAAGCCAAAUCAGGAAAUGCUAAAAGAAAUUCCUAAACUGUUCAACRRUGAUCUCUCAAUACCUUGUAAUUUUGUCCAAACUGURGAACCAUUUAAUCCUGAYCAGCCAAAGCAGAAUUUCUAUAAAACRUAUCAUUCUUUCAACCCUCAAACGCAACUGUUGUGUACCACGCUUGGUAUUGGGAACUCUUUUUUCAAUUUGGAAUUUCAAAGUCAGACUGAUGCUUGUAAUCCUGAUGAAAUYGAGCUAUGUGAUGAUGAUGGUGAUGCUGUUGAUUCAGGUUUAGCURCUAAGCAACACAAUCCAGAAGAGAUAGACAUAAAUAUUAGUGAUGAUGAUGAUGAUGAUAAUGAGAAAAUUACCGAAGCUGAGGGCAUUCAAGGGUUAUGCAAUCAAACUGAGAAACAAACUGAACUGCAAUUGCUUUCUGAUGGCACAGAAGCAAAACCAGACAAUCAUGAUGAUCAGAUGCUGGAACCAAAGAAAAAGGCGUUCAAACUMUGUAGAAGAAAUCAAGCUUUGUACACUAAUGAUGAUGAAAAUAAUGAUUAAUGUUAGGCAUUCAAUGUGUAUUUUAAUUAAUUUGGUAAAAUUGUUAUCGAGGUUGGUUUUACCACAACUCAAAAGUUUAAAUUUUGUUCAUUUUUUUUAUUAAUGACAAGAAUAUAGCUAAUGACUGCAAAUAAAUCUUUCUAUAUUUUUCGGGGGUUCCAAUUAGUCAUCCUCAUAAUUUUGCUUAAAAUCUCUAAGUUUAUAUUAUACACACUUUUAAUAAAAUAGAGAKAGAUGUAAAUUUGUAGGAUACUAGUUGUGUAUUGUAUGUUAUAAUUUGUUUUGUUAAAUAAAUAAAAAGAAGAGGAGAAAGA
This is a messenger RNA of Exaiptasia diaphana, 1886 nucleotides long. Its product is annotated as lariat debranching enzyme. Gene Ontology annotation, molecular function: RNA lariat debranching enzyme activity. The transcript has a single exon. Gene Ontology annotation, cellular component: nucleus. Bases 85 to 1572 code for a protein of 495 amino acids. NCBI's taxonomy places the organism in Eukaryota, Metazoa, Cnidaria, Anthozoa, Actiniaria, Aiptasiidae. Gene Ontology annotation, biological process: mRNA splicing, via spliceosome. The record is from RefSeq and is a predicted model, not a curated record.